This is a messenger RNA of Ophidiomyces ophidiicola, 1095 nucleotides long. RefSeq names its product 3-isopropylmalate dehydrogenase (gene LEU2). The coding region runs from base 1 to 1095 and encodes 364 amino acids. The transcript is spliced from 6 exons. Gene Ontology annotation, cellular component: cytosol. Lineage: Eukaryota; Fungi; Ascomycota; Eurotiomycetes; Onygenales; Onygenaceae. The record is from RefSeq and is a predicted model, not a curated record. Gene Ontology annotation, biological process: L-leucine biosynthetic process. Gene Ontology annotation, molecular function: NAD binding; magnesium ion binding; 3-isopropylmalate dehydrogenase activity.
AUGGUGAAUUAUAACAUCGUCGUUUUUGCUGGUGACUAUUGUGGCCCAGAGGUAGUUGCAGAGGCAAUAAAGGUGCUUAAAGUAGUUGAAAAGAAGAGGGAUAAUAUUCAAUUUACCUUCCAGGAUCAUUUGCUUGGUGGUGCAUCUAUAGACUCUACCGGAACCGCGUUGACAGAUGAAGCCCUAAAUGCAGCAAAGAAUGCAGAUGCCGUGCUUCUUGGAGCUGUUGGUGGACCUAAAUGGGGUACAGGAACAGUGCGUCCAGAACAGGGAAUCCUUCGCCUUAGGAAAGAGAUGGGCACAUUUGGAAAUUUAAGACCUUGCAACUUUGCUGCUCCAUCACUUGUUGACAUCUCUCCAUUAAAAGCCGAAGUCUGCCGUGAUGUAGACUUCAACAUCGUCCGUGAGCUUACUGGGGGAAUUUAUUUUGGCGAGAGGCGUGAAGACAACGGUGACGGUGUCGCCAUGGAUACGGAGCCCUACUCUCGGCCGGAAAUUGAGCGUAUCACCCGCCUUGCUGGCCACCUCGCACUACAACGCGACCCCCCACUGCCGGUGUGGAGCUUGGACAAAGCCAAUGUGCUUGCAACCAGUCGCCUGUGGCGCAAAGUCGUGACAGAAAUCAUGGAGAAGGAGUUUCCACAAGUGAAAUUCGGUCAUCAUCUAAUCGACAGCGCAGCCAUGUUGAUGGUGAAGGAUCCUCGUAAACUGAACGGCAUAAUUGUUACCAGUAAUUUGUUCGGUGAUAUUAUAAGUGAUGAAGCAAGUGUCAUCCCUGGAUCUCUGGGCCUGUUACCUAGUGCUAGUUUGAGUGGUAUUCCCGAUGGAAAGUCCAAAGUAAAUGGAAUCUACGAGCCUAUCCACGGUUCCGCACCAGAUAUUGCUGGGAAAGGCAUUGUAAACCCCAUCGCCACUAUUCUUUCAGUUGCUAUGAUGCUUCAGUAUUCCCUCAACCUUGCGGCUGAAGCAAAAGCUAUUGAGGUAGCCGUACGCAACAUUAUCGAGGCAGGAGUUCGGACGACAGACAUUGGCGGGAAAGCAACGACAAGUGAAGUCGGUGACGCUGUAGUGCAAGAACUAGAGAAUACCCUGUAG